AUGGGGCUCUUAACUGCUGCUUUAGUUGUCGGAGGAGGAGCUGGGGCUGUGGCCGCAGCUCCCUUGAUUCUAGGGGUUGUAGGGUUCACCUCAGCAGGAAUAGCUGCAGGCUCCCUUGCUGCUAGUAUGAUGUCGACUGCUGCAGUCGCUAACGGAGGAGCAGUGGCAGCAGGAAGCGCAGUGGCUGUUUUGCAGGCAGCAGGUGCAGCUGGUCUGUCAACCGCUGCUACUGCAGCCGUGGCUAGUACCGGAGCAUCAGCAGCAGCAACAGUGGCUUGGCUGGCUGCACUCAUCUGAAAAAUCAACAAAAUGAAUAUUUUUGCUUUUGCCAAAUGAAGGAGGCAACUGAAAAAUAUAUCUGUUCACUUAUAGCACAUAUACAUGUUUUGUGCAAUAAAUCUGUGAAAGAUA
Molecule: messenger RNA, 411 nt
Organism: Centropristis striata (black sea bass)
Lineage: Eukaryota; Metazoa; Chordata; Actinopteri; Perciformes; Serranidae
Product: interferon alpha-inducible protein 27-like protein 2A
Exons: 4
Coding region: 1-297 (98 amino acids)
Biological process (GO): apoptotic signaling pathway
Cellular component (GO): mitochondrion; membrane
Source: RefSeq, a predicted model, not a curated record